Messenger RNA from Nelumbo nucifera (sacred lotus), 932 nucleotides. RefSeq names its product endochitinase PR4-like. The record is from RefSeq and is a predicted model, not a curated record. Gene Ontology annotation, biological process: chitin catabolic process; cell wall macromolecule catabolic process; carbohydrate metabolic process. Gene Ontology annotation, molecular function: chitinase activity; chitin binding. Lineage: Eukaryota; Viridiplantae; Streptophyta; Magnoliopsida; Proteales; Nelumbonaceae.
CCUUUGCACCAGACUCUCCACACCAAUUUUCUUCUUUCGUUAAUUCUUUUUCAUCUAUGGCUACUCACAGAAGGAUAGCCUUCAUUGUCCUUGUGGCCGGAAUUCUGGCCGGGCUUCCGCCGGAAGCUGUAGUGGGUCAGAACUGUGGUUGUGACCCAAACCUCUGCUGUAGCCAAUGGGGAUAUUGUGGUACAGGGUCCGAUUACUGUGGUGCUGGAUGCCAAGCGGGUCCUUGCGACAGUGGUAGUGGCGGUGUUUCAGUGGCUGACGUCGUGACACAGAGCUUCUUUGACGGGAUAAUUAAUCAGGCAGACUCCGGUUGCGCUGGCAAGAGUUUUUACACCAGGGAUGCUUUCCUUAACGCUCUUAAUUCCUAUCCUAGCUUUGGCCAAGAUGGGACCUCCGAUGUCUCGAAGCGUGAAAUCGCAGCCUUCUUUGCCCAUGUCACGCAUGAGACUGGACACUUCUGCUACAUAGAAGAGAUUGAUGGUGCGUCGAAGGAUUACUGCGACGAGACGAAUACACAGUACCCAUGCGUUCCAGGAAAAGGGUAUUACGGCCGUGGGCCGAUUCAACUAUCGUGGAAUUACAACUACGGGGCUGCCGGAAACGAUAUCGGAUUCGACGGGCUGAAUUAUCCGGAGACGGUGGCCAAUGACGUCGUGGUGUCUUUCAAGACAGCCUUCUGGUUUUGGAUGAACAAUGUCCAUUCGAUUAUGACUUCCGGACAAGGGUUCGGCGCAACGAUCCGAGCCAUCAAUGGAAUGGAAUGUGAUGGCGGAAACCCAGAUGCUGUUCAGGCUCGCGUUGGGUAUUACACAGACUACUGUAAUCAAUUUGGUGUGUCAACGGGUGACAACCUUUCUUGCUAGAAUCACUGUAAUUCUCUUCAUGAAAUAAAAGGAUACAAUUGACAGAGUUGUAUCUGACUA